Durusdinium trenchii is the source of this 2207-nucleotide messenger RNA. Lineage: Eukaryota; Dinophyceae; Suessiales; Symbiodiniaceae. The record is from the annotation of a GenBank genome assembly.
CGUGUCCUAUGUGAAGUUUCCAACUGUUCACCCCUUUGUGGACUCCAAGCAAGGUCGGCGAAUGCAGGCAUCGGACUUGAUGAGCCAGCUUGCACCAGAUGCCUUCACUUGCCCUGGCGAAGCAGGCGAAGGCUGCGUUUUGCCAAGGUCCUUCGUGAAUGAUCGAAAGUGUGACUGCCCUGGAACCUGUGCUGAUGAGGAGUUGUUCACUUGUGAGACCUGCGUCCCCAAGACUCCUUUUGCUGCCGCUGUGAGCUCGGAUGAGGACAAGGAAGUGGGGAUGGCGCUGGGCUUGGGACUGGGCACCGCGCUGGGCCUGGCGCUGGGCCUGGGCUUGGGGCUCACAGUGGCGGCUGGUGCCUUCUUGGCUGUGGGGCUGCUGGAGAUGCUGGUACCCGAUCCCCAGGAGUUCAGAAGCGAUCCUCGGGUUCAUGCUGCGCUGAAGAGUGCUCUUCUGAAGCUUGCGGGCCCAACCUCAUCGGGGACCUUGCCCAUCGCUGUGAAGCUGAACUGGGGCGUGGCGAAGACGGCGAGGACGGUGGAGGCUGAUACACGGCAUCGAGGUCUACUGGCUGUGGUGACAUUGGGCUUCAAAAUUCACAUCCAAAGUGAGGAGGACAGCUUGGGUGUUUGCCAAGUGCUCUCAUCGAGAUCUCGGGAAGAUGCAGAGAAAGUCAUCAAGAAAGAGCUCCAAGAAGCUGGUGUGCCUGGUUCCAUCAAACUUGUGAACCUACACGUCGCACCAAACCCUCUAUCAUACAAUCCAAACCAACCAGAUCCCACGGAGUUUGUCCCUACGGGCGUUAGCCUUGACGAAGUUGCGGCAAACCCUGUGGAGUCACCGAAAGAACAUGUUGCAAAUGUCCAAGCGCCCUGGUCUGGAAGCGUCUCGACCACUGCCCAGGAUUCCUCUGAGUUUGUCCCCACGGACGUUAGCCUCGACGAAGUUGUGGCAAACUCUGCGGCGGAGUCACCAAAAAAAGAUGUCGGCAGCGUUGCGUGGUGCGUGGUGCAUGGCUUGCCACGACUGCAACCCAAAGAGCAGUCGUGUGCUGAGCAGCUGGUCACGGAGUUGAUGGCCGCCUCGCGCUUGCCGAGCUUGGCAACGAUGAGACCAGGGCUGGGAUGCUGACCGGGCCACGGACGGAUCCGGGGCGUCGUGGGAUCGGCGGGUUUGAUUGCUUGGCUGGUUUGUCUUCCACAGUUGACCCGCCCAAAAAGAACAGAAAGGACCUUUUAACAGAAGUUCAUUCUCUUCACAACUUCCUGGCUAAGCGGCUAAACGGUUUCCGGUGACGUGGGAUGGCUUUGGGGGGGGUGGUGGGGCCGAUGUCUUAGCCGCUGGUCAGGUCCAAACUGCCCUCGCUGGAAGCCACAGAGGAUUGGGAUGCCGAAACAUGGAGCAGCUUAGCAGACGUUGGACUUUGCUCCCUUGGCAGACGUGGACAAGUGCAAACGCCCACAUGCUUUCCAUGCCGAGGUGACACGCGUUCCUCCCUAGGGGUUCCUGCCUCAGAAGGGCUGGGGGAAGUGGUGCGAAAGGAAGAUCCACCAAUGAAGAUGGUCCAGCUGCCUAAUCCUGCUCUCUGGGUGCAAAUCUGGGACGAUCAACGAGAUGAUCCAGCUUUGGGUCGCACAGCCUGUGAAACACAUGUUUCCCCCAUCCUCAGCGGUGCGAUCCCUGGGAGAGGCAGAGAAGUUGUGAACAUUCCAAAGGCUGUUGUGCCACCAACGAGAAUCACUGGAUCAGGGGAACUUAAUCGAAGGCGAUCGGAGUGCAAAAACAUCACAGAAUCGAUCAGAAUCGAAGAUCGCCAUCAAUCACCACAGAUCAGAGCACCACAGAUCAUCAGCCUGGCGCGACUUGUAAGGACUAAAAAAUCACUUCUCACUCUAGAUCCUGAUCGAAUCCUACCCACUCCCACUCCGUCCGCCCCACCCCGUCCCGUCCUCCAGUCACACAAUCACACCACACCGAUCAGCUGGAGUCCUCAAACUCUCCCCGAUCGACACCACCAGGGACUGAUCCUCUGAGUCCUUCGAAGAGACGAAACGAAGAGACGAAGGAGUGGUCUUUGGUUUCCCCACUCCGGAGGGACCAAUCACAUCGGUUGGUUCCAUUUUUUGUUCAUAUUUUUUCAACGUGUCCAGUUGAUGUAUAGGGCUGGGAUGGACUGAGGCCUUAGGCAUACCUCCGAUUUGCAAAC